GGCAAUGCUCACUUUGUCAAAAGCACACGUCUUGGCUUUUCUUUAAAAAAAACAUCUCGGGUGUUCUCCACCGAAACCUUGAAGGUUUAAGUUUUACACUCCGGACAGAUCGAAUCUGAUGCGAUCCAUUCAGUAGCAGUGGCACCCAUUAAGAAAAAUGUCCUCAUAGCUUCAGGACAUAAAGGAACAAAGAGAAAUCAAUAAAAGUGGUAUUGCUGGUGACACCGGCCAGCCCAACAGGUUGUUCUCCUGCAGGGCCUCUGGCUGCUGUGACUGAGUGUCAUUAGCUUGGUGGAGGUUACCCUGCUUAGACUGGCUGCCUUUAAUCCGUCAGUCACCUCUGUUAUCCUAUUAGUCAGCUGCACUGAUGGAAAACAGCUGCAGCGACAGCGUGAAGGUGGAAGGAGGGAGGGCGCUGCAAAGAAAGACUUUUUUUCUUUAGGUUACUGUCACUAAAGUAUCACCAAUGAAGCAAAUUCAGUCAGAAAUCAACAGCGGGUGAUGCAGACCGGGUGAUGCAGACCGGGCGGGCUCGCUUUUAAUGAUCUGGGAGGAUUUCUGGCUGGAUGAUCAGAACGGUGAGGAUGCUGGGGGGCGUAGCGGCGUUGUGCCCCUCGCGGCCAGCCUUCAGGAGCUAACCCGCCCGCCUCUCGCUGCCUGGGAGCGGAGGGAACAGCAGCCCCGCGCCUCCCCGCCCUCUGCCGUCCUCCACCUCCGCGGACGACAGGAGAGGAGGCGCAGCCCGCUUCUCCUCCAGCCUCCGCUGCUGCCUCGCGCGGAGUCAACUUGCAUUCAAACAGGCAGUUGGGAGCGCGUGCUCUCGCUCGGAGCUUCUGGCGCCGGAUUCCGACUCGCCCCUCCGGUCCGCUCCACGCCGAGCCUCCGGCGGCUGCGGCUGCGGCGACGAGUGCCGGGACGCCGCUCGCCGCCCCGGAGCGACUUCAGGUUGAUAAGAGAAGAGUGGAAGCCGCAGCAGUCACCGACCCUGCAGAGUAAACACCUGCCUGGUAAAAGCGGUUUUCACACAGAACACACACCGUCCUCUAGUGGAGUUCAAGAUCUCUUCAAAACGACAAGACGGAUGGACGCCUUUGACUGAGGACGUUUAUGAACUUAAUCCUCAUCUCUCUGCAGAAUACGGACGCUGGGGUUUUCCACAUUACCUCAUGUGAUUGAAAUAUUUGUGGAUCUGAACUCGCCACGAUGCCAUUUCCCUUCACUGCACUCUUCGAGUUUUCAACCAAAUGACUUUGUGAUAAAAUGUCUUUAGUUAAACGGAGAAAAUUCAGGACUUUUGCUCUCCUGCUGUGCGUCAUUACCCUGACCACGCUCCUGUUCAGCUACACUUUCCGGGACCCAUCGCUCUGCUUCUUAAAGUACUUCCGGCUCUCGGACAGCUUCUUCUCCAAAGGGCCGUGUUCCUGUCGGCAGUGUGUCGCCGAGCUGGAAGGCGACCCGUGGUUCGCCGAGCACUUCAACCUCUCCAUCCACCCUCUGAUGACCAGGGAGAACAGCUUCCUCUCUGAGGAGACCUUUAAAUGGUGGCAGUGGUUGCAGUCAGAGAGGCAGCCAGCCAACUUCUCCGAGGUGGUGGAGGAGCUGUUCCAAGUCAUCCCCAACGAUGUCCUCUACGUGGACGCCAGCCCCGAGCGCUGCCGGCGCUGCGCCGUGGUGGGGAACUCCGGGAACCUGAAGCGGUCCCACUAUGGUGGCCUCAUUGAUGCCUGCGAUUUCAUCAUAAGGAUGAACCAGGCUCCUACCAGUGGAUUCGAGGAGGAUGUCGGGACACGCACCACUCACCAUGUCAUGUACCCAGAGAGCGCCAUGGACUUGGACAACAACACCAGCCUGGUUCUGAUCCCGUUCAAGACUCUGGACCUGCAGUGGAUCGUCAGCGCUCUGACCACUGGCACUAUCACACACACAUAUUUACCAGUUAAAGCCAGGAUAAAGGCGAAUAAAGAUAAGGUGUUGAUUUAUAGUCCAACUUUUUUCAAAUAUGUCCACGAGUCGUGGCUCGAAGGUCACGGGCGAUAUCCGUCGACUGGCUUCCUCAGCUUGCUGCUUGCUCUCCACAUAUGUGACGAGGUCAGCGUGUUCGGCUUUGGCUCCGACCGGUACGGAAACUGGCACCACUAUUGGGAGGAGAACCAUUUGGCCGGAGCUUUCAGACACACUGGAGUCCAUGACGGAGAUUAUGAAUAUAAUGUCACCUUGCUGCUGGCGGACAAGCACAAAAUCCGAAUGUUCACUGGCAGAUGAUACCAAGCAUGGGAUGACCAGCGAAUGAACGUCAAAUGAUGGGAGGGGGGGGGAUAAAAAAUACAAAUAAAAUACUAAUUUUAUCAUGUCUGCAAAC
This is a messenger RNA of Poeciliopsis prolifica (blackstripe livebearer), 2359 nucleotides long. RefSeq names its product CMP-N-acetylneuraminate-beta-galactosamide-alpha-2,3-sialyltransferase 1-like. The record is from RefSeq and is a predicted model, not a curated record. Gene Ontology annotation, molecular function: beta-galactoside (CMP) alpha-2,3-sialyltransferase activity. The transcript is spliced from 7 exons. Bases 1261 to 2262 code for a protein of 333 amino acids. Lineage: Eukaryota; Metazoa; Chordata; Actinopteri; Cyprinodontiformes; Poeciliidae.